Ylistrum balloti is the source of this 3533-nucleotide messenger RNA. RefSeq names its product serine hydroxymethyltransferase-like. Gene Ontology annotation, molecular function: protein homodimerization activity; zinc ion binding; serine binding. The record is from RefSeq and is a predicted model, not a curated record. Gene Ontology annotation, cellular component: cytoplasm; cytosol; nucleus. The transcript has 8 exons. Bases 89 to 1498 code for a protein of 469 amino acids. NCBI's taxonomy places the organism in Eukaryota, Metazoa, Mollusca, Bivalvia, Pectinida, Pectinidae. Gene Ontology annotation, biological process: purine nucleobase biosynthetic process; L-serine catabolic process; tetrahydrofolate interconversion.
UGCAGAGAGGAGCACAUGCGCUUUGCGGAGCGGGAGUGUGAAACAAAACAUCUGUAAUUGAAGAAAAAUCAACCCUGUUACAAAGAAAAUGAACAGUAUGGGAGAUCACUGGAAUAUGACAACAGAUAUCCGGGUGGAAGAUCCUGAGAUUUCACAGAUAAUUAUUAAUGAAAAAGACCGACAGAGAAGAGGGCUGGAACUAAUUGCCUCUGAGAACUUCACCAGCAAGGCAGUUCACCAGGCUUUAGGAUCAUGUCUGACCAACAAGUAUUCUGAGGGUCAGCCAGGUCAAAGGUAUUAUGGUGGAAAUGAAUACAUUGACCAAAUUGAACUGUUGUGCCAGAAGAGAGCAUUGCAGGCUUAUGGAUUGGAUGCUGACAAAUGGGGUGUGAAUGUACAGCCUCUGUCUGGAUCACCAGCCAACUUUGCUGUAUACACUGCCCUGGUGGGACCUCAUGGACGCAUCAUGGGUCUUUAUCUACCUGAUGGGGGUCAUCUCAGUCAUGGUUUUAUGACACCAUCUAAGAAGAUAUCAGCUACAUCAGUUUACUUUGAGUCUUUUCCUUACAAAGUUGAUCCUAUUACAGGCCUUAUUGAUUAUGACCGCCUCCAUGAAAAUGCCAAAAUGUUUCUUCCAAAGAUGAUUGUAGCAGGUGUGAGUUGCUAUUCAAGAAAUCUUGACUACAAACGUUUUCGAGAGAUUGCCAAUGAGAAUGAUGCUUACCUAUUGGCGGAUAUGGCACAUGUCAGCGGUUUAGUUGCUGCAGGCCUGGUUUCAAACCCUUUUGAAUACUGUGACAUUGUUACAACCACAACCCACAAGACACUCCGAGGACCAAGAUCUGGAAUUAUUUUCUACAGAAAAGGUGUGCGCAAAGUGCUAAAGAAUGGAAAUCAAGUGAUGUAUGACAUGGAAAAAAAGAUCAAUGAAGCAGUGUUUCCUGGGCUACAAGGAGGUCCUCACAACCAUCAGAUAGCUGGUGUUGCUGUAGCCCUGAAGCAGGCAUGCUCACCCGAAUUUAAAGUAUACCAACAACAAGUCAUUAGCAAUGCAAGAACAAUGUGUGCAGCCAUGCAAAAAAGGGGAUACACUAUUGUGACUGGUGGAACAGACAAUCAUCUGAUUUUGGUAGACCUUCGUCCCAACAAGAUUGAUGGAGCUCGUGGAGAGAAAAUCCUCGAGGAAAUUGGCAUUGCCAUCAACAAGAAUACUUGCCCAGGAGACAAGAGUGCCUUGAAACCAAGUGGCCUGAGAAUAGGAACACCUGCACUCACAUCCAGGAACAUGAAAGAAGCUGACUUUGAACAAGUUGUAGAUUUUAUAGACAGAGGAAUCAAUCUGGCUUUGGAAAUUCAGUCCAGUUGUGGACCUACCCUCAAGGAGUUCAAUGCUAAAGUUCAUGAAGAUGAAGCUGUGAGAGCAAAAAUAGCAGCACUCAAGAAAGAGGUGGAAUCUUUCGCACUGACCUUCCCUCUGCCUGGCCAUGAGGAUUGGUAAUGUGGGACCAAAUGUGGAUUGGUAGUGAGCUCAAGACCAAACUAGCUAGAAUGACGGAGAUCUUGAUUGUAAACAUUUCAAAAAAUCUAAAGCUACAAAGGCUAUCAGUGCCAUAUCCUUUGUUGAUUUUUUUUUUGGUGGGAAAAAAAUACAAUUCCAUCCAUCUAUUUACCAUGUUGGUGCUGUACAUGUAUUAUCUACUGUAUAGCAAUAGGUUCAUUCACUGGCGCUAGUUUUCAGGAUUUUGACAAAUAUUUGCUCAAUCUGACUGUAAAGAGGGAGUAGUUAUACUGUUUUUAAGUAGUUUACUAGUUAAAUUGUUGUCCUAGCAGAAGAUCUUUCCUACAUUGACUGUGUAAGCUACACUGGCAUUCCAUAUAUAGUGCUUUAUUGUGACAAAUUUAUCAUCAAGUCCAGGAGAACUAAUGUCAGCUUGAUAUUUUCUGGGCUUUUAUAGUCCAUCAGAGUGUAAAUGGGUAAGCAACAUCAUGACAUGUAUUUAGUAUGUUUAUUUUCAUAUCCCAUCCCCUUCAGCUUUCCUAUUAGUUUAAGAAUGCAAAGGUUUUUUUUUUAAGUGCUUUCAAUUCCCCCUGACAAUUUGUAGUUAUUAUCAAGCAUUUUUUACCAUCAGAAUUUUCUCAAAGGGUUUUGCCCUUGUCAUUCUUUUUCUCGUGCCAUUUGGCUUUUACCAUUUGAAGAGAGAAGCUCACAAAAUCAGGUGAUUGAACUAGUGUGAAUUUUUUGGUAAGGUACAUAUUUAGCCAUGAUCAAAUGCUAAUUGCAAAGUAUGGGUAUACAAGUGCUUUUAUUUGCUUUCACAUUUUCAUUUUGAUAUAAUUAAUACAAGUUUCUUUUUCGUACGUAAGAAGUUAAGUCUGUUCAUCAUGUAGUUUCUUUGUAUGCUACAGUCUUUCACAUAGCUAUUUCAGUAUGAUGGCCAGAUAAUAAGCAUAUACUGUAUAUCAAGUACCUAUAUCUCUUAGAAAUGGGGACGCUUAAAAUUUUGGAAAUUGCACUCUGAACUCUGAAAAAUUUCAAUCAAGUUACUAAUUUGGCCAUCUUUAUACGGGCAUUUUCUUGAAGAUAUUAGUAAUUUUGAAUCAACCACUCUUUGUUUUUGUAUUGCCUUAUUAGGAUAAUAAGUAUAAAAUGUAAUUACUCAUUUUUACACUCAUUGUUUCCAAAGGUUUUAAUUUUGCAAUGGAAUCAAUAAUCCACCAGUUGGACAAAUAUCUCUUUUUUCUAAAGCCCCUAUAGUUAGAAACACAUUGGUUGGAUCUAAACAUACUGACAAUCCUGUGUGUAGGUUUUGAAAAACAAUGAUUUCUUUGAGUUUCAAUAUUUUAACUUGUGAAGAAGGCAUUUUAUCUUGUUUAUUGAUAUUUUUGACAGGUGCCAGUUUAUUGUUUGUACCGCAUUCAUAUUCAUUAAUUGAAGUGUUGUGAUAUAUACAAUUUUACAUGAAAUAGCUUCAUAUUUUCCAAGAAAGAAAAACGUGGUGAAUUAAUAAGACUUCAGAAUGCACUUUUAUCAAGUGAUUUCUCUAAGGAUAUUGAUAUGAGCCAUUUUCAAAACAGCUUGUCAAUUAUGUAUCUUAUGUAUUAUAAGUAUAUAUGUACAUAUAAUUAUGUACUAUUCAGCUACUUUAAAAAGCAGUACGCUAAGAUUUGAGAUUAAUGAUGUAAAUACUAGUAUUUAUGUUUCGGAACAUAGAAUCUCAUAGUUUUAGCUCACUUGGCCGGAAGGGCCAAGUGAGUGUAUGCUGUGGCGUCUGCCGUCAAUUGUCCAUUUAUCAUCCAGUGUCAACUUUUUAACAAAUUCUUCCCAAUAACCAAUUGGGUCAAAAUUGUAAACAAAAAAAAUUUAAUAAAAAAAAACUUUAAAUGAAUUCUUAUGAAUUAAAAAAAGCCUUGAGGCAUGAUAUUUGGCUGGUAUGUUCCCUAUGAUGAAGCUUGGCAAUGUUUGGGAAAAUAAAUGACCUUUACCUAUAUUCAAGGUCACAGGGGUCAAAUUUGUUAAAAUCUUCAAAUGACUU